Molecule: messenger RNA, 1500 nt
Organism: Oppia nitens
Lineage: Eukaryota; Metazoa; Arthropoda; Arachnida; Sarcoptiformes; Oppiidae
Product: organic cation transporter protein-like
Exons: 6
Coding region: 1-1500 (499 amino acids)
Biological process (GO): transmembrane transport
Cellular component (GO): membrane
Molecular function (GO): transmembrane transporter activity
Source: RefSeq, a predicted model, not a curated record
AUGUCUCUUAAAGACAAACCUGAAGCCAAAUAUAUAUCCGAUAUCGUGGGUGAGUGGGGUCGUUGGCAGUUAAAUCUGAGCGCAUUUGUCUUUGUUGUCAUUUCCCUCAAUGCUUACGGCGAUCUCAGCUAUAGUUUUCAUGCAUAUGAUGUUGACUAUUGGUGUCGUGAUAUACCCAUUGAAUCUAAGAAUAAUAUAUCACUUGAAGAAUAUCGAUGUCUAGAAUAUACAAAUCCAAAUCAAACUUGCAAUCAAUGGGAAUAUAAUACAACAGAUUUUCAUAAAACAAUUAUUACUGAAUUUGACUUAGUUUGUGACCGAUCUAACUAUGCAUCUCUGAGUCAAUCAUUUUUUAUGUUGGGUUAUCUGAUAACUGGUGUCCUAUUGUCUCAAUACGCCGACAAAUACGGCCGAAAGCCAUUGGUUUGGGUGUCAUUUGUCUUACAAAUAAUUUCAUGGAUUUUGGGCGCAACUGCUGUCAACAUUUGGAUGUAUUCAAUCUCUAGACUAUUACUAGGACUAGCAAUAUAUGGUUGUUCCGGACCUAUUUCUACAUCACUAUUGGAAAGUUGUGGUCCAAAACAUAGAUCAGACAUUUAUAUGGGAGCCGGGUUUGGGUGGGUUUUUGGUUAUGUUAUGUUACCGGGAAUUGCUUUUUGGCUCAAAGAUUUCCGAAUAAUGAAUUGGUUCGGUAUUGUGCCGAUCAUCAUAUGUAUGGUCUGGUUUAGGUUUAUACCAGAGUCUCCCCGUUGGCUGAUAACCAAAGGACGCACCGAUGAAGCCGAGGCUAUACUCAAAAAGAUUGUUAAACAAAACAGAUUGAGUGCUAAAAACUUUGAUCAAAAGUUUUUGCAGUUUAGAACACAUAUUUCAAAAAAUCAGACAUCUAAUAAAACUACCAAAACUUAUAAUAUGUUUGACUUAGUGAAGACACCAAAUCUGCGUAACUAUACUCUUAUAUUUUGGUUUUCAUGGACAGUACUGGGACUCGUUUAUUAUGGAUUCACUCUAAAUAUGGGCGAUUUUGGGGGCAAUUUUUAUAUUACUUUCCUAUUAUCUGGUAUUGUGGAACUGCCCUCUUCAUUGAUAUCAAUAUUAGCCCUGAGAUACAUGAGUCGACGCAUGGCAUUGAUUACAUUUCUGUCAAUUAUCAUCAUAUCUUCGUUAGCCAUUAUUCCCACAACUGAUCCCAAUUGGAAGGUAACAUUUGCACUCUUUGGUAAAUUUUCUGUUGGAUCUCUUUGGUGGAUAUAUGAGAUAUACGUACCAGAAGUAUACCCAACAGUAUUGAGAAAUACUGGCGCCGGAACUUCAUCGUCAUUCAGCAGAUUAGGUUCAAUGGCUUCACCAUUCAUGAAGAAUUUGGCUGCAAACACCAGCUUAUCAGUAGUAAUGGUUUUAUAUGCAUUUUUAUCGCUUUGUUCGGCGAUUUUAGCCCUUUUUUUACCUGAAACUAAAGGCACGGAAAUACCGGAUACAUUGGACGACGUCAAGGCAUAA